This is a messenger RNA of Phycomyces blakesleeanus NRRL 1555(-), 1394 nucleotides long. RefSeq lists its product as hypothetical. The coding region runs from base 30 to 1238 and encodes 402 amino acids. The record is from RefSeq and is a predicted model, not a curated record. Lineage: Eukaryota; Fungi; Mucoromycota; Mucoromycetes; Mucorales; Phycomycetaceae. The transcript has 7 exons. Gene Ontology annotation, cellular component: membrane; cytosol; intracellular membrane-bounded organelle. Gene Ontology annotation, molecular function: sterol binding.
UUUCAAUUUUUGUUUUAUUUUUUGCUAUCAUGUCAAUACUUCGUUCUAUUGUCAAGGAUACCCCCGCUUCUUCUGGAAAUAAUGAUAGCGAUCCUGACAGCACAGAAGUGCUAGAAGACAGCUCGCGUAGUAUUAUCAUGGGUAUCAUAAGUCAAUUGCGUAAAGGCAUGGACCUGCACCGGGUCACUUUCCCAACGUUUGUGCUUGAGCCACGCAGCUUGUUAGAGAAGAUUACAGAUUACAUGAGCCACCCAGACUUCUUAUUAAUGGCGUCUAAGGAAACUGACCAACAAAAGCGUUUCAUUGGUGUCUUACGCUACUUCCUCUCUGGAUGGCAUGUUAAACCCAAAGGUGUCAAAAAACCUUACAAUCCAGUUCUUGGUGAGAUAUUUGAGUGUCAAUGGAAAUAUGGGAAUGGGACCGAUGCAUUUUACGUCGCCGAACAAGUGUCGCACCAUCCGCCUAUCUCAGCCUACUACUAUGGAAGUCCCGAAAAUGGAAUUCGGAUUCAGGGCAAUGUUCGACCGAAGUCCAGGUUUCUUGGUAAUAGUGUUGUCAGUCUGACAGAGGGAGACUCUUACAUUGAGUUUUCACAUUUUCACAACGAGCGCUACGACUUUACAAUGCCAAACAUGUAUGCCCGUGGUAUUCUGUUCGGUAAAAUGGUUUUGGAAUUGGGCGAUAAUUGUGUGCUACGCUGCCGUACAAGCGACUUAACAUGUGAGGUCGACUUUAAGACAAAGGGAUUCUUUUCUGGGCAGUAUAAUGUAUUGGUAGGAAAGAUUAAGAAGGAAUCUACAGGAGAGGUUUUAUAUGAGAUAUCCGGCCAAUGGUCAAAUGAGAUAUUUAUCAAGUCUGUCAAGUCAAGUACCAAGACUAGCUUGUUUGAUGUCAGUACCGCCCCUAUACGACAAAAAACGGUUGCACCGGAAUCAAUUCAAGCCGAAAAUGAGUCCAGACGAUUGUGGUCCAAGUUAACUGCAGCAAUAAAGAACAAUGAUAUGGACCAGGCCACAACCGAGAAGUUGGCUAUUGAGGAUCGUCAAAGAGAGGAAGCAAAGUAUCGUGAAGAGCAUGGAAAGCCAUUCCAACCAGUGUUUUUCGAAUUGGUGAAUGGUCAGUACGAAUUCAAGGCAAAUAACAUUAUCGACUUCCAAAACCCCCAGCACGGAAAGCAGCAGCUGUGUGACCUCCUGUAUUCACACCAUCCCAAACAGACCAACAAUAACCAACCAUAAAGGAACCGUUGUUUUUGUUUUUAUACAACCAGUGUCUUGCAUUAAACCAAUUGACAUUUCAUACAGUUUUUUUUUAUUUAUUUUUUAUUUCUUAUCUUUCUUCUUAUUAUUGUGCUUAUAUAAACAUUUUUACACUUUAUAUAUAAAAGUGAAACC